Messenger RNA from Trachymyrmex cornetzi, 3799 nucleotides. Its product is annotated as protein KIAA0556-like. The record is from RefSeq and is a predicted model, not a curated record. NCBI's taxonomy places the organism in Eukaryota, Metazoa, Arthropoda, Insecta, Hymenoptera, Formicidae. The transcript is spliced from 14 exons.
UGUAUGCUUUUGAAAAAUGAAAAAAUUGCAAUUGACAUUUUUUCGAUAAAAUAAUGAAUAGAUUACCUGAGUGAUUCAAUUGGGCGAGUCAUUAUUAUCAUCAUAAAAGUGACAUAUACAACGGUACCAGUGGUAAAACAAGAAAAUAAAUAAGUAUGGAUAACGUUACGUAUGAUAAGAUGGAGAAUAAAACUGCAUCUUUGGCUGCCAAUGCGCUUACAAUGCCAUCUUGGUUGGUGGAGAUGACUGACAAUGUAGAGAAGAUUAAUAUAAGUAACGAUACCAAAUCACUAAAAAUGGAAACAUUUGUUUUAAUCGAUGAUCAGCAUCAUUUCAAAAAUAUCACCAUCAAGAAGGAAGAUGAAGAUACAAACAAUCAACCUAAUAGCUAUCAAUCAAACUUAAGCCAUCUUUAUAUCGAUACUAAUAUUAAAUUACAAACACCCUGCACGAGCAAAUCACUGCCGAAUACACCAAAGAGCGAACAAGUACAAGUUAAACGAAGAACACGCGCUUGUUCUGCCGUUGUGAAUGUAAAGCAUCGUACACAGAAUGAUUUUCAUGGUUUGGACGCAUACUUGGAAAGAAAACAGAUGGAAAAGCAUGGGAUGUAUUUGACAUUUGGAAAUUAUAACGACGAUAAAACUGGUGAUGAGGAUCAAUUUUAUUUUGAACAUCAAAUAUCAAGUGUCCCGAAUCGUGUAGAUACACCAUUACAUUUGUCAGAUGACAAUUAUCUUAACGAUUCCACAUUUAGUACACAGAAUGAAGGAAAUCCGAAAUUAUUAUCUGAUAAAUUAUACAGAAAUUUUAUUAUUCCUGAAUUACCAUCCGGAGACUCGUUGGUCAUUGAUAUUAUUUCUACCUGGGGCGACAAACACUACGUAGGCCUCAAUGGUAUUGAAAUUUUUUCAAAUACCGGAGAACCAGCGAGAAUAAAAGAGAUACGUGCACAUACGACAAGCGUUAAUCAAUCACCGAACAAUGAUCAUAAUCCUUAUACAAUAAAUAAUUUAAUUAAUGGUAUCAAUCGAACAAGAGACGAUGCAAAUUUAUGGCUAACACCUUAUUCAAAUGGUGACCAUCAUUAUGUUUACAUGAUAUUUGAAUUCACGAUUACUAUAGCAAUGAUCAGAAUAUGGAAUUACAAUAAAUCCAGAAUACAUUCCUUUCGAGGAGCCAAAGAUAUUAUUAUUAAAUUGAACGAUAUUAUCAUUUUUUACGGAGAAAUCGCUAAAGCUUCAGGGGAUGAUAUGGGUAGCCUUGAUUCUUUUGGAGAUACUAUAUUAUUUACGACGGACGAAAAUAUUCUGGAAUUGAUAUCAAAACAUGAUAAUACAUUCAUAGAAUUCAAUAAUGGGACAUCAGAUUGUGAAGAGAAAGAAAUAAUUUAUAUAUAUAUAUAAUAUAUUGCUUCGGCGAGACGUAAUAAUAGCGACGAUUCUAUUGAAAAUUCUCCCAACGCGUAUACCAAUAGCAAAAUUCGCAAUACCGCUCUUACCCCUUUAUCUUGCCGAGAGAUUCAAUUAAUUAUCCUUUCUAAUUGGGGUUUACAGCAUUUGGUUGGCCUCACCGGUAUAGAAUUAAUCGGGGAUCAAGGUGUAGCAGUCCCGUUAGUAAGUGCCAAUUUGCAUUGUAACGUGGCUGAUACGCAUUUAAUGAGACUAAUUGACGGGCACAAUGUUACAACCGAAAUGGAUUACAUGUGGCUAGCGGAUUUAAUGUUAAAUAAGAGGAUUACGAUAACCGUUACUUUCGAUAUGGAUGUGUACCUGACAGGAAUUCGAAUUUGGAAUUACAAUGCAUCUUUGGAGUUGUCUUAUUGCGGAGUGAAACAGUUACUAAUCAAAUUAGACGGUAGACAGUUGCAUGACGAGAAUUAUUCUGAUGGCUUCCUAUUGCGACGCGCGCCGGGAUCUUGUCAUUAUGAUUUUGUCCAAGAAAUUAGUUUCCUUAAUCCACCUAAUCGAGAACAAUCUUCGAAUCAAAUCAUCGAUCCAAUUACAAAAUCGCUCGAAGAACUCGAGUCUUUCGAUUCCAACUACGAAGCUCCGUCGAUGCCACGCGGAUUCGUUUAUCAAAUAAUAAUUUUCUCUACAUGGGGAGACUCUUACUACGUAGGCCUCAAUGGAAUACAACUAUAUGAUAAUUAUGGAAAAGAAAUCAAAUUAACUGCAGACAAUGUAGCCGCAUUUCCCGAAAGCGUCAACAUAAUAGAAGGAAUAGACAACGACAUUCGUAUACCAGACAAACUUAUUGAUGGGAUAAAUGAUACUCGAGAUGGACGACAUGCCUGGCUGGCUCCUAUACUUCCUGGGCAAACAAAUCGCGUGUAUUUAAUAUUUUAUCAUCCCAUUAUGGUAUCAAUGAUCAAAAUCUGGAAUUAUGGAAAAACCUCACAAAGGAGAGUUAAAGAAUUUGCGAUAUUAGUAGAUGACUUGCUAGUUUACAAUGGAACAUUGGAUAAACAUAAUGCAUACGGAUUGGUAACGUUUGUAAAGGAAAACAGCAAUGAGAAUCUAGUAAACCGUUCAGAGCAAGAGGGUCGUCUUUUAAACUUACGAAGAAAUACCUCGGGCACUAAUUCGUUGCCGGAUCCAUCCCUUCGCCCGCAUACAUCUUUACAAUUUAAAUAAUCGUAACGCUAUAGAUAUUUAUCAAUACAUAUUAAAAUGUAUUUAUAUUUUUAUACUUACAGAUUACCGAGACAAGACUUUCUUUAUAUUAGUGUUCCGUUUAAGUAAUUAAUGGCAUUAAACACAUACACACACACAGUGUCCCGAAAUUCGAUAUCAUUGCAGCGAAAAAUGACUUCUUUUAUCACUUAUAAUUUUUCACAAAACAAACUUUGUGAAAAAUUAUAAGUGAUAAAAGAAGUCAUUUUUCUCCAUAAAGUAGUUUUUUAAGUAUAAACGUUUAAAGUUUAACUAUAACAGAACAAUGCGCGUGGCAAUAUUUUUGUUUAGUAUCUAAUACCAUAACAUAGGCGCACAUCAUAUGGAUAUGACUUUUUAACCAACGCGUUUAUAAUUAUUAGUUAAACUUAAACGUUUAUUCUAAAACGUUUAUAUUAAAAAUCUACUUUACAAGGGAAAAAAUAGCUUACACUUUUAUCACUUAAUUUUUUACGAAGUUUCAUGCUGCAAUAAUUUAUUACCCUCAAAUUUCGGCUCACCCUGUGUGUAUACAAUACACACAUACACGCACGCGCACAUGCAUACAGGAUGUUGUUCGGUAAAAACCGUAACAUUUACGUAACAUAUUCCUGAGAGCAUUUUGAGACAGAAAAUUCUGAUACCAAAAUGUCGCGGGUAUAAUAAUUUUUAAAUUUAUAUAAGCACUUAAAUUUAACGAAGAAUCAUACCGCCUAAAGUUCGCACGCUUAGGUACGGCUGGAUUUUUCGUUGUAUCACGCGGUAUGAUUUUUAGGCGGUAUGAUUCGAUAACUUUAUUAAAGCCUCGACGUUUUAGUAUUAGAAUUUUCGUCUCAAAAUAAUCUUAGGAAUUUGCCCUUAAGCAUAAUUGCUACGAUCUUUAUCAAACAUCCUGUAUGCAUUAAUGUGUAAUAAUCAUGUAUUGUAUAUUUCAGCAAUAAUGCUGGAUUCACACUGCAUCCGAUUUACGUCGUACGACGCAUCGGAUGCAGUGUGAAUCCAGUAUAUCUAUCCCGUAUGAAUAUUAGAUAUACAAAUUUUUUAAUGAUGUUUAUCUCAAAUCUUGUAAAAAUAACGAAAAUAUAAUGGUGAUAUAAAGAUUAUAUCAUAUAAAGAUUAUAGUCUUUGAUUAAACCGCAAGCAUG